AUGAGCGGAUGGCACAUCUCUAGUCUCGAAGCUGCAUUACCGGGUGUAGACGAACUGGAUGCUGCUCCUCCCGAUAGAUGCUGGUACAUCCUGAAAGUAGUAAUUGGUAGCACAGUAGAGACCGUCAAAAAUGUGGACAAUGGAACGAAUGGUUCGACCGACGAGUGCCAAACGCUUAUGUGCGAGAACGCACGCGCAGCAAUGCUGCAACAAGUGACUCGACAAAACGACGAUUCGGACGAUUUUGUUUCAUACUCCUGCAAAGUGAACAAAGCGUGUUGGAACUUCAAGCUGGGUGAUUUGACGGAAGAGCAGUUCAAAACGCUCAUCUUUGUGUGUGGACUGAAAUCACCGAAAGAUUCCGACAUUCGCAUGCGUCUGAUCACCAAGCUGAAUGACAUGGCGGACAUAACCUUGGAAAAAGUCGUUGAAGAGUGUCAGAACAUGGUUAACCUCAAAAAGGACACCAGCCUCGUGGAAAAACUUUCUGCGUCGGUAGCAGUACAUGCGGUUCAUCAGCAGGGCAGCUCGAGGUUCAAACGGAAGCAGCAAAAACCCAAGCACGAGUUCAAACAGCAGACGUUCGGUAGUGGAUUUAGCAACGAGCAGCCUAAAACACCAUGUUGGCCAUGCGGGGGCAUGCAUUUCUCGAAGGAUUGUCAGUUUCGGGAACAUCAGUGCCGUGACUGCAAGAAAAAGGGACAUAAGGAAGGAUACUGCGCCUGCUUCUCUAAGAAAUCAGCCAACGUCAAGAAGAAUGUAGGAGCGACCAUGAAGGAAGUGAAUAUCGUUUCCGUCAAAAAUAUCAGCCAGGGGAGGAAGUUUGCCGAGGUCCGGAUGAAUCAUGUUCCGACACGACUACAGAUCGUCUCAGAGUCGGAUAUUACUAUCAUAUCCGAGCAACUUUGGAACCAGAUUGGUCAGCCUCCGGGAGUGCAACCCUCCUGCAGAGCUAAAACCGCUUCUGGAGAACCCCUGGACCUUAUAUUGGAGUUCUGGUGUGACGCGGAAAUUGGCGGCAUUUCGAAACGAGGUUUGUGCCGUGUACACAUUCUGCGCAAAGUCAGCGGUUCAUCAUCAAAUGGCAUUCAGGCGCUGCAAUCACAGUUCCCCAAGGUGUUCACCAGCAACUUGGGUCUAUGCAUCAAAACAAGAGUUCGGCUCACACUGAAAGGGAACCCAAAACCAAUUUUCCGUCCUAAACGUCCCGUGGCAUACAGUAUGCAGAAUGCUGUGGAAGACGAAAUUCAGCGUCUACAGAACCUGGGCAUCCCCGUUCCUGUCGACCAUUCUGACUGGGCAGCACCAAUCGUGGUUGUGCGCAAACCAAAUAGCACCGUCCGCAUUUGUGCUGACUUCUCCACCGGGCUCAACAACGCUUUAGAGCCGAACCAGUAUCCAUUACCACUACAUGAGGACAUUUUCACGAAAAUGGCAGGCUGCAGGUGGUAUAGCCACAUUGAUUUGUCGGACGCAUACCUCCAGGUGGAAUUCGAUCCCAGAGACCAGUAUUUACUGACCAUCAACACGCAUAAGGGAUUGUUUCGCUACACCCGUAUCACCCCGGGCAUCAAGUCAGCGCCGGGGGCAUUUCAACAGUUGGUGGACACAAUGAUUGGUGGUCUCGCUGGCACGUGUGGUUAUUUAGAUGACAUUUUGGUCGGUGGUCGCACUGAAGAGGAACACGACAACAACCUAAAACAAGUGCUCCGCCGUCUUGAAGAGUACGGAUUUACCGUCAGGAUAGAAAAAUGCAGUUUUCGGAUGCCUGAAGUGAAGUACCUCGGACAGAUUUUGGAUGGGAAUGGAAUCAAUCCGGAUCCCAACAAAACAUCGGCUAUCGCAAUCAUGCUAGCUCCUCACGACAUCCCUUCGUUACGUUCGUAUCUUGGUGCCGUUAAUUAUUACGGAAAGUAUGUUCCGGAGAUGCGCAAACUACGGUACCCGAUGGACCAACUACUGAAAGCUGGCGUGAAAUGGGAAUGGUCAGAUGCAUGUCAGCGCUCGUUCGAUCGAUUCCGUGACAUUCUGCAGUCUCCGCUAGCACUUGCCCACUACAAUCCAAAACUGGGUCUUAUAGUUUCGGCAGACGCUUCACAGCACGGUAUUGGCGCUCGCAUUGCUCAUCAGUUCCCGGACGAAACAGUUAAAGCGAUUUCCUAUGCUACUCGCAGUCUCACACCAGCAGAGUCCAACUAUAGCCAAAUCGAGAAGGAGGGUCUCGCACUCAUCUUCGCCGUAACUCGUUUUCAUCGGAUGAUUUUUGGUAGAAAAUUCACACUUGAAACCGAUCAUAAACCGUUAUUGGCCAUCUUUGGCAGCAGAAAAGGAAUCCCGGUGUACACCGCGAACAGACUACAGCGUUGGGCACUUACACUGUUGCUGUUUGAUUUCAAUAUCCAGUACGUCAAAACGGAGAGUUUCGGGUACGCAGAUAUUCUAUCUAGGCUGAUCAACACCCAUGUUCGGCCGAAUGAAGAAUACGUCAUUGCAUCGAUCGAGUUGGGGGACUGCAUGCAGAACAUAAUCAAGCAGUUCCUGGAAGAUUUCCCCGUCACCUUUAAGAUGGUCCAAAAUGAAACGCAGUCGGAUUCAAUUCUCAAACAGCUGCAACAAUACUACCAGCGUAAAGACAGUCUUUCAGUGGUUUCCAACUGCGUGUUGUACGGAGAACGUUCAGUUUUUCCAUCCAAAUUUCGGAUCCGUGUUCUCCGUCAACUCCACAAAGGACACCCCGGCGUGGAGCGUAUGAGGUCGGUGGCACGUAACUAUGUCUAUUGGCCUGGCAUCGACGAGCAGAUCACGCUGCUCGUUCGUUCAUGCACCGAAUGCGCUAAGGCAGCGAAAACCAGCAGUAAAGUAAAUCUGGAGAGUUGGCCUUCACCGCAAAAACCAUGGCAACGUGUACAUGCAGAUUAUGCUGGACCUGUGGACGACUUCUACUACCUUAUCAUGGUGGAUGCAUUCAGCAAAUGGCCUGAGAGAAAUUGCCACGGUAUGCCAGAGACGCUGGUAACUGACAAUGGUCGUCAGUUUGUCAGCGAGGAUUUCGAGCGCUAUUGUGAGCAGAACGGCAUACUCCAUCUGAAGACACCGCCAUAUCACCCACAAUCCAACGGGCUUGCUGAACGCUUCGUAGACACGUUUAAGAGGACGCUGAAAAAAAUCACAUCGGGGGGAGAGGCCCUCCGCGAAGCAAUAGCAACCUUUUUGCUUUGUUAUCGCUCUACACCGUGUCGAAGCGCACCCCAGGGAAAAUCACCAGGCGAGCUGCUACUGAGUCGGCCACUCCGAACUUCAUUGAUUCUGUUGAGGCCACCCACACCAUUCCACAAAGUUGCAGAUCCCAAGCAGAACGCUCAGUUUAACAAAAAACAUGGUGCAAAACCGAUGAAUUACGACUUCAAAGAACUUGUCUGGGCAAAAGUACAUCGCAAUAACACUUGGUCUUGGGAACCAGGACAAGUAUUGGAAAGAGUCGGUCGAGUGCUAUACAACGUCUGGCUACAGAGUAAACAGAAUCUCAUUAGGACUCACUGCAACCAACUACGUAGGCGAUAUAUAUGUGAACAAACCGAGUUGACUGAGCAGCAGCAGCCAGCGUUAAUCCCACUCAACCUUCUUCUGGACUCGUGUGGGCUUUUACCAGUAGCAGUUGAUGCAGCUGCACCGGAGCCUGAUCCAGAGUCACAACCAUCAUCAUUCGAGAGUCAGCCUCUCGAAUCUCCCGAACCUAGGACAAUUAUCCGAAAUCCUUCCCUCAUCUCAUCAAGAGCUACUCCUCAGCUAGAACCAGUUCAGCCUCGCCAAUCUUCACGACCCAGAAGAAAGCCGGUGAGGUAUGACCCGUAUUACCUUUACUAA
This is a messenger RNA of Toxorhynchites rutilus septentrionalis, 3864 nucleotides long. RefSeq lists its product as uncharacterized. The record is from RefSeq and is a predicted model, not a curated record. Gene Ontology annotation, molecular function: nucleic acid binding. NCBI's taxonomy places the organism in Eukaryota, Metazoa, Arthropoda, Insecta, Diptera, Culicidae. Bases 1 to 3864 code for a protein of 1287 amino acids. Gene Ontology annotation, biological process: DNA integration. The transcript has 5 exons.